Molecule: messenger RNA, 1341 nt
Organism: Saccharomyces paradoxus
Lineage: Eukaryota; Fungi; Ascomycota; Saccharomycetes; Saccharomycetales; Saccharomycetaceae
Gene: SUB2
Product: ATP-dependent RNA helicase SUB2
Exons: 1
Coding region: 1-1341 (446 amino acids)
Biological process (GO): mRNA export from nucleus; mRNA splicing, via spliceosome
Molecular function (GO): ATP binding; RNA helicase activity; RNA binding
Source: RefSeq, a predicted model, not a curated record
AUGUCACACGAAGGUGAAGAAGAUUUAUUGGAGUAUUCCGAUAACGAACAAGAAAUUCAAAUUGAUGCUUCUAAGGCUGCUGAAGCCGGAGAAACUGGUGCCGCCACUUCUGCCACUGAAGGUGAUAAUAAUAACAACACUGCAGCUGGCGACAAGAAAGGUUCUUAUGUUGGUAUCCAUUCCACCGGUUUCAAAGAUUUCUUGCUGAAGCCAGAACUAUCAAGAGCCAUCAUUGACUGUGGUUUUGAACAUCCUUCUGAGGUCCAACAACACACCAUUCCUCAGUCUAUCCAUGGUACCGAUGUGUUGUGUCAAGCUAAGUCAGGUUUAGGUAAGACAGCUGUCUUUGUUUUAUCCACUCUGCAACAGCUGGACCCUGUUCCUGGUGAAGUCGCCGUUGUUGUCAUUUGUAACGCUAGAGAACUAGCCUACCAAAUUCGUAACGAGUAUUUGAGAUUUUCCAAAUAUAUGCCAGACGUAAAAACAGCCGUCUUUUACGGUGGUACUCCAAUUUCUAAGGAUGCUGAACUUUUAAAGAAUAGAGACACUGCUCCCCACAUUGUUGUUGCCACUCCAGGUCGUUUAAAGGCGUUAGUGAGAGAAAAAUACAUUGAUUUGUCUCACGUCAAGAACUUUGUCAUUGAUGAAUGUGAUAAAGUUUUGGAAGAAUUAGACAUGAGAAGAGACGUUCAAGAAAUUUUCAGAGCUACUCCAAGAGACAAACAAGUCAUGAUGUUUUCAGCCACACUUUCUCAAGAAAUCAGACCAAUUUGUAGACGUUUCUUACAAAAUCCAUUGGAAAUUUUUGUCGAUGAUGAAGCUAAACUUACUUUACAUGGGUUGCAACAAUAUUAUAUCAAAUUAGAAGAACGUGAAAAAAACCGUAAAUUGGCUCAAUUAUUAGACGAUUUGGAAUUCAAUCAAGUCAUUAUUUUCGUUAAAUCUACUACAAGAGCUAAUGAGUUGACCAAACUGUUAAACGCCUCUAACUUCCCAGCUAUUACCGUUCAUGGUCACAUGAAACAAGAAGAACGUAUUGCUCGUUACAAGGCCUUCAAAGAUUUCGAAAAACGUAUUUGUGUAUCCACAGACGUUUUUGGUAGAGGUAUCGAUAUUGAACGUAUUAACUUAGCCAUUAAUUACGAUUUGACCAAUGAAGCUGACCAAUAUUUACAUCGUGUUGGUAGAGCCGGUAGAUUUGGUACUAAGGGUUUGGCUAUUUCAUUUGUUUCCUCGAAGGAAGAUGAGGAAGUUCUGGCUAAGAUCCAAGAACGCUUCGAUGUCAAAAUCGCUGAAUUCCCAGAAGAAGGCAUUGAUCCGUCCACUUAUUUGAAUAAUUAA